AUGCCUGAGACAGUGAAAGCACCGAAGAAGGGAUCCAAGAAGGCCGUUUCCAAGAGCGUGAGCAAGGGCGGUAAGAAGAGAAAGAGGACCAGGAAGGAGAGCUACGCCAUCUACGUCUACAAGGUCCUGAAGCAGGUGCACCCCGACACCGGAAUCUCCUCUAAGGCAAUGGGCAUCAUGAACUCCUUUGUUGGUGAUAUCUUUGAGCGCAUCGCCGGUGAAGCCUCUCGUCUGGCUCACUACAACAAGCGCUCCACCAUCACCUCCAGGGAGAUCCAGACCGCUGUCCGUCUGCUUUUGCCCGGGGAGCUGGCUAAGCACGCCGUGUCCGAGGGAACCAAAGCUGUGACCAAGUACACCAGCUCUAAGUAA
This is a messenger RNA of Xyrichtys novacula (pearly razorfish), 372 nucleotides long. The record is from the annotation of a GenBank genome assembly. NCBI's taxonomy places the organism in Eukaryota, Metazoa, Chordata, Actinopteri, Labriformes, Labridae.